AUGGCCAUAGACGGGGUUGAAGUCGAGGAGGACAGCAAGGGGGUGGCGGCGACGAUCGAGGGGGGGUGGGGGGAGCAGAAAGACGACGGCAACGUGUCCUACACGAGGAUGCUCAAGUUUAUUUUGCCGACGCUGGGCAUCUGGUUGGCGUCUCCGAUAAUGAGCCUCGUGGACGCUGGGGUGGUUGGGACGAGGAGCGCGACGGAGCUGGCAUCACUUGGCCCAGCGACCGUGCUCUGCGAAAGUUUGAUCUACUGCAGCACGUUUCUGGCAAUCGCAGUAACCAAUUUGCAAGCCACAGCGUUGGCCGAUGGGAAGCGGGCAGAAGCCCAGAAGGUGGUAGCCCAGGCAUUGGGGUUGGCUCUCUCGAUAGGGUUGAUGGUCGCGGUGGGAGUUCAGGCGUUUGGACCGAGAGUUCUGGCGCAAUUGGCCGGAGAGAAGAGCAAGGAGGUGGUACCGGCGGCGCUCGUCUACUCGAGAAUGCGGAUACUAGGCGCUCCCGCUUCCAUCGCCGCGAUGGUGCUGCAGGCGGCUUGCCUCGGAGCUCGCGAUUCGGUUACGCCGUUGGGGGUCGUUUUGAUAGCUAGCGCGGUGAACGGGCUGGGGGAUUGGGUCACCGUCUGCAGGAUGGGCAUGGGUGUGUUCGGGGCGGCGGCGGCCACCGCGUCUGCGGAAACCGUGAGCAUGGUGCUCCUGGGCUUGGCCGUGUGGAGGGCGCAGGGAGAGCGCGUGUACAAGUUCGUGGAGCUACCCUCCGCGGAAGAGCUGAAGGUCUUCCUCGACUUCGCGGGGCCCAUCGCGUUCGCCUUGCUGGGAAAGGUGCUCUGCUACUCCGUCAUGACUCUCACGGUCACCGCGAUAGGGCCAUUACCGCUGGCGACUCACAAUGUGAUGCUGAGAGUGUUCUUCUUCUUCGCCACGUUCGGAGAGGCCUUGUCGCAGACGGCCCAAGCCUUCAUCCCCGGGCAGCUCGCCAGAGAGCGGAGCAUCAAGUCGGCCAAGAAAGCCGCCCGGGCUGCUGCGGCUGCGGUGGCCGGGGACACAGCCGCUGCCGAGGACAGUAGCGCCGACCCGCGGCUCAGUCCCGCCCGAACAAUGAUGAGGAAGGUGCUCAUUCUUGGUGUCGGAGUCGGCAGCCUCAACGCCUGUGUGGCGGGGCUUGUCCCUCUCCACCUGCCCCACCUCUUCACCAACUCCUUGGAGGUGGCAGCCGGGAUGCGGAGCCUCACGCCGCUGCUGUCGUGGAGCCUCCUCACCCACGCCUGCGUGAUGGGCCUGGAGGGGAUACUGCUCGCCCAACGGCGGCUUGGUUUCCUUGCGGGAGUUGCGGAGUUCGGGAUGCAUCUGCUGUGGCUCAACCGGCGAAGUCGCGUCGCCGAAACGAAGGCUGCAGCCGCUGCUUAGGCGUGUCCUGCUCACCCGAAUCAAUCAUGCGCGCCACGCCGUGAUGGUGCGCUUGCUGGAGCGAACAAUUCGAACGUGCCGCUUUUUUACGGUCGUUGACGAGAGCACCGCUCGCACCGAGUGAAUGUUGUCUGGUAUAAUAAUACCGCUUUUUUUGUCGAUGAAGUCGAUGUUUUCUUGUCCAAUCGCAUUGUUGCUGGUUUUGUUGAUGAAUCGAUCCUCGUGGUGUAGAUUUAUUUGAUAUGUCGUGUUUUUUAUGGGGAGACCUUCCUUGUUGGCAAGACCAAUCCGACAAUUCGCAAGCUUUUUUGAGGCGGCAGUUGAUCGCAGUUUUUCCGCCAAUCGCGGGUACCCUGGCAUCGCCUGAGGGAUGGAGGGCAUUAGGUCACCUAGAGCACACUCACUCCUGCAACGCCACAUUUAGAGCAUUCCUGCUACCUACUACCCCAUGACUCAGGGUGGGGUCGGUGCGGUAGGGAGGAGGGCU
Molecule: messenger RNA, 1891 nt
Organism: Ectocarpus siliculosus
Lineage: Eukaryota; Phaeophyceae; Ectocarpales; Ectocarpaceae
Source: the annotation of a GenBank genome assembly